AAAGUUGGAUAAAGGCAUAAAGCUAAACCGUAUCAACUAUCAAGCAAUGAAAUAUAGUGCACGGUAUCUGCAUUUAUGUAUAAAUACGAGCUAAUCCAAAUCCAAAAAAUCAUCAGAAGAGGGAAACAGUUUUUGGGAAGGAGGCGGCGGGAGAAUGGAUCCAGACGCAGUGGCGAAGGCCUUCGUGGAGCAUUACUACUCAACCUUCGAUUCCAAUCGGGCCGGCCUGGCCAAUCUCUACCAAAACGGAUCCAUGUUGUCCUUUGAGGGCGAGAAAUUCAUGGGAUCUACCAGCAUCGUCGCCAAGCUCACCGGAUUGCCCUUCCUGCAGUGCCAGCAUCACAUCACCACGGUCGACUGUCAGCCUUCCGGCCCCGCCGGCGGUAUGCUCGUCUUCGUCUCCGGUAAUCUGCAGCUCUCCGGCGAGCAGCACGCCCUCAAGUUCAGUCAGAUGUUCCAUUUGAUGCCCACACCACAAGGAAGCUUCUAUGUCUUAAAUGACAUUUUCCGCUUGAACUAUGCAUGAAUUUGAAGCGCUGGAACUGAAUCACGUCUAGUGAUUCAAAGGACCAAUCAUCAUGGGUGUGUAUCUGCAACUAAUAUACAGUUAGGGCUCAAAACAAGUACCUAGGCUCAUCUGUUGCCUGCUUUCAUUUUGUCGAUUAUUACGGAAAUGUCAUGCUGAUUCCUCGUUGGGAUUGGAUCAUAAAAUUGAUUGCCUGUUCAGAAUCUGUUAUGAUAAAUUUGCGGCAUACAUACAGGCCACCCAAUUUCGAGCUGACAA
Molecule: messenger RNA, 784 nt
Organism: Salvia splendens (bonfire salvia)
Lineage: Eukaryota; Viridiplantae; Streptophyta; Magnoliopsida; Lamiales; Lamiaceae
Product: nuclear transport factor 2B
Exons: 2
Coding region: 155-526 (123 amino acids)
Biological process (GO): nucleocytoplasmic transport
Source: RefSeq, a predicted model, not a curated record